AUGGGCGGUCGUCAUGGCAGGACAGGUGAUGAUGAUGGGGCUAGCAUGAGCGACAACAUCGUGAACAUGACUGCGCUGCCAUCGCGACCUCCGAUGGUGCCUUCUGCUUCGGCGCCGGUAGGCCAGAUUCCUCGACUGCCAUUGCAAGACAUCUCCCAGUAUGCUGAAGAAAGCAUGCCCAGCGUGGCCGUGACAGCUUCGUCGACUUCUCUCGCCGAGCUUGCACAUCUCGUCAAGUUACAAAAUUACCAGGAACAACGACGGGCACAGUCCCGCGUGCGUCUACACCGUUGGCUCGUGUCUAGCGCGCUGUCGGCUCGUCUUGAGCGUGGCGGUGAGCUUGCGCAUCGGUCCUUGAUUGAGAAUUUCCGCUCGGAUGACAAAAAGGGGUUUGCGGCCUUAUACAAUGCAAUACACGAUGUCCGGAGCUCCUGUGAUGCCCUUCGCCGUUACGCCCUUUUGGAGCCUGAAAUAGAGCCGGGCCGUUCUAUGAACGCAAGACGAGCAGAGAAGUCAAGGGCCUUGUCUACAUUCAUGCACGAGCUCCCUUCUCGUAAUCGCGAGGAGAUCACGGGCUUCCUUUCAAAAAUCCGAACCGAUCCUGACUUUCUUGCCGGUCGUAUAGCCAGCCUCUCCUCUUCGGAGCUGUCCUCACUCACCGCCUUUCAUCAAGCCUUGGACCCUAUCGAAUCGGUAAUGCCAAUUUCUGCACGUGGAAAACCAGCCGGGUCGAGUAGCAAUCGUGGCAAUGGGCAUCCUGCCUCCCCGGUUGGACGUUUACUCUCCUUCCAACGUCACGAUCCUCUCUCCGCUCUUUUGUACACUGUCUUUGCAAAUUCCUCUGGGCCUGAUUCAGCCGAGGAUCUGCGUCGUACUGAAAUAUGGGCUACCACUUGCGCACGUCUAAUAACAGACGGUCGCAGUGGUAGUGGCCAGUUUAUUUGCAGUGUUCUCAACGCGUGGGCUGCCAUGCGUGAAUGGCCUGGAAAAACCAAUCUGGAACUUUAUCUGAUGAAGAUGCUCCAAGAAGGAGCAUUUCUCCUGGACAAGGCCGACGAGCAACAAAAUGGAACUCGGACUCAGCCUGAAGGACGAAGCUCCAAGGACUUGAUUGCAGCAGAAGAAUUCUUUGACAUGGCGAUCCGAUCUUUCUUCGAAGUUAUUGAUGAUGAACCUAGUGCUGGCGGGAUUCCUGAAGGAGUACUAGAAAUUGGCAAUGCCAUUAUCAAGAAGCUGGAUGAGCCAAAAAAGCAGCGUGCCGCCCAAACCUUCAUCAGUCAUGGAAUUAUGACAGGCCAUCAUAUCAGCGAAUACGCGCGCCAAAGAAUUUUGAAAGAGAUUGCCAUUCGCGCCCAAAAGCAAGUUCUUGAUAUGACUUAUAAUUGGAAGCAGGCUGUUCCCAUCCAUCCCGAAAUCCGGGCUCACAUUGAGAGUAUUCUUUUGAGAUUCCGAGGUUCCAAGUCUACACGUUCAGCUAAGCCUAUGCUACACCCGGCAAAGGCCAUUACUUCUCCCCGCGAAACCGUAGAAAUCCAGCCUUAUCUCGUUAUUUGUCCAUCCGACAUUGUGACUCUGGUCAACACGCUGUUUCCUGAACGCCGUUUAGCUUCCCGCUCCCUAGAAAAGGAAAUGCAACGUAAGACUUUGCACUCGACCACAUCCUCUAUCUCAGGGAUAUCAGUACCUCUGUCAACGCCAGCCAACUCCUUCGGAGGGCCUGAAUCUGUUUCAAUCUUGAGUAAUAGCAGCUCCUCUGUGACAAGUGAUGUGACUUCUCGGGAACCUUUACUCGAAUCUUUCGGGCAGAAGAUUUCGCUGUCGUCCCUAGAUGCUCGCGAGGAUCCUCGAAGCCUCGACCGUCCUUUAUCCACUGAGGAGUAUGGGCAGCAGUUACGAUUGGUUUGUUCUGAAAUGACCCAAAUUCUUGGCUUGGAAGCUACUGCUGGUGUCUGCCAUCCUUGUGCAGAGAAGUGGGCGAUUCUUUUUGUCUCCGGCGACGGGAAAGUCUUGAAUCUUCGAAUGCGCAAGGAUUCUAUGGAUGACGACGAAGAAGAGGAAGACUCUUUUGAUAGUGAUAGCGAGGAUGAAGGAACGGGUGAUCGUGGGGAUUUGGAACGGGAUUAUCACCAACUGAAGCACGCCAUCACUCGUCUCGUCGAAGAAUAUGAGAUUCCAAAGGAGCUUACUCCGGACAGCGAAUCCAAAAUAUUCAGUAACCGCACGACUCAUCUGGGCAAACUAGCGCAUAAGCCAAGCACACCUCGACAAGAGAGCGCAAUCCCAGUCGAGGCCCGUAUUUCGAGGAAUCCAUAUCAUGCCCAAAGCCAGCUUUCUGCCAUGAUUGCUGGCCACCAUCCCGCUCUACCAGAACGCUCUCGUCCAAUUAGUCAAGGGCGGAGCGCCAGCUUAAGUUCUAGAGACGGUGGCCGCGAGUCUCCAUCCGUGCUCCUUACCAUGCUCGAGGCAGCUACCAAUCAAUGCCGGGCCCGGGCAGACUUCAUAGCUGCACACUUGUAUUGGAAGACCCUCCAGCAACUCCGACGAUUACCUGUCCCGUCCCUCAAGAAGAAUGGCUACGCUGCAUUGUUGAAUUAUAUCUCGCGAGGACCAAGAGAUUCCCUUGGCAAGUCCGCCAGCGCGAUUGAGGAAUUUGAGGCUUGGUUUGUCUGGCUGAAACAAUCUCAGGAGCGUCAUGAUGCUGCAAUAGAGGAAAUGAUGCUAGGUUUAAAGGAGCUGAGAGAUAAGAUGUGGUACGUCACGGACGUCAGAAAUUCGGCAGGUUAUGAAGAAGCAAAGAACAUUGCUUUGGCCUUAAAAACAAUGGGUCAGCCGGCGAAACCUGCGGCAGCCAAGGCCACUCCGCCCUCGAAGCUCCGUCACGUUGCAAAAUCGUCUACAACCAAUUUCCUCUUCAAGACGGAAGCUCAAAUCCUCGACCUAAUGACAGCCUCAACUGACCAAGGCGGACCGAACAAGCUGUCAGACGAACAAGCGGAAAUGACUCUCAAAUGGCUUACAAAGUAUGGCAUCGAAAACUUUUGCAAGGGUGAGGAGAGGAUACAUCGCUUCUGCCUCGAGGUUGAUAAGUGUGUUGAUAGACUCGUUGGUGAGCGGAUCUUGGACGGCCCGGUGCUUUGGUCGAGCGAGCUGUUUUCGCGCGAUCAGCGUAUCCUUGACAGUGGUCGUCAGAAGGGCGAUCUUUUCCUGACGGGCGUGGGAACUUUGAGCAUUGCUGGAGAUGAAGAAUACGUCGUUGAUUCAGGUCGUUCCAAAUUACCUGGAUUGGAUCUCCGUUCAAGCUCCCGAGACCUUCGGUCGAUAUCGGCUCGCAACACGUCGCAACAAAGCUUUGAUUCAGGUCGAUGGAGUACUGGAAGAGGCAGCGGGCCAAUCGAUCUUACGGACUCGCAAGACUAUUUUGGGAAUGCUAGCCCUGUUCUCAGCAUUGAUUCCUCCAACACUUUUUGGUCUCCUUUCAGAGCGCAAUUGCACUCUGCAGCGACAACCGGGUCUAACAUCAGGCAGCGCGCGGGGUCUUCCACAAAUGACACGGCCAUGUUGGCCACUUCUGAGCGGGUAAACCUGGACAAGCACCGGUUUCUGCUUGACCUCAAGCAGACCCUGACAGGUCUCCUGUUGAGCGACCUUGGAAACCUAGUUUGGAGCAAGGGCAGCGAGACAGAUGCCUGGUUCACCGGCGAUCUCGGCGAAGAGUGCCGACAGCGCAAGGAAGAGGAAGAUCGCAAGCGACGAAAGGCCCUCGCUAAGAAGAAGAGCAUGCGCUCAAUGCGCAAAUCGGAGCAUCGUUCGGGGCCUCUGGAUACUUUAGGUCGCGGCGAACGAAGCCAGCCCGCUGCACCAGUAGCCACCCUAGAACAUGCGGCUCACGGCACCGUCUCUGCUGAAGAGGGUGCUUCAACGUCAUCAAGUGAUGCAACAGCCAGAUCUUCGGGUCUGGCAGCAGCAAAAAAGGCAGGUCUACUGGAGUUUCCGUUCAAUAUUGCAUUUCGUCAACUGUUACGCAAAUUUUCAACACAUCCCAAUCCAUAUACCAAGUUGCAUGCGCUAUAUGAGCUAGAGCUCCUCAUCGUUGCAUCUCUUGCCUCUCGAUCAGGGCGGUCUUUUGCCAGUCGUCGCGAUUUGCUUCCAACAAUUGCCGCCUCUCCUCCACUCGAUUCAGUGCAAGAGCUCCAAACUCGGGAGGCGACCGUCGCGGACCAUUCGCAAACCCCUCGGGCGAAGAACCUGGAAGAGGCUAUUGCCAAUUGUGAGGAACGGCGGUCUCAGAACGUUACCUUUGGAGGCCAUGUCGCAUCGCCAAACCGGUACGCAAGUGGAGGCGGUGGCGGCUCCAAUAGCGCCGUCGGUGUUCCUAGCACUGAUAUGAUUGUCGAUGUACUUCAAAGUCUUUUCCGCGACUCGGAUGCAUGUCCAAAAACACUCUUCCGCGAUCUGCAGUAUAUCGCAUCAUUUGUUCCUGCACAAAUCCUGGAUAAGACAGAGCGAGGCAAAGCGUUCUGGGAUGCUGGACUUGCAGCGCUCGGGCUCAAGCAAGAUGUGUGCCGUACCAUGGUUGAGAUUGCGGACGAUAUUGUCGGGUACCAUACAAAGAAUCGUGGAUCUUCUUCUUCUUCCUCCACGAAACGCACCGAGGAAGAUGACGAAAUGGCUCGGUUCAGCAUGGAAGAUGCGGGCAAGAUGUGGAUCAUUACCGCCAAAGAAGGCGAUCCUGUGGCCGAGCGGGAACUUGCCAUCUUUUAUCUCACGCAUCCUGAUCUCUUGCUGCGAACCACGCUCCCGCUUACUAUGCCCAAGGACACAUUCAAAGCGGAGAUGACAUAUCGCCGGCAUGAUGAUCCUAUCCGGUCAGACCCUCAAACUAUGUGCGUGGCGUUUCACUGGAUGGAAUUAUCAUCACAGGGCGGAGAUAAAUUGGCACGCAAGUACCUUCGCGCGCGUGAAGAAUUUAACGACCGUCCUUAG
Messenger RNA from Xylona heveae TC161, 4983 nucleotides. RefSeq lists its product as hypothetical. The transcript has 3 exons. Bases 1 to 4983 code for a protein of 1660 amino acids. The record is from RefSeq and is a predicted model, not a curated record. Lineage: Eukaryota; Fungi; Ascomycota; Xylonomycetes; Xylonales; Xylonaceae.